CGCUAACGUGUUGCUAUUGCAAGAUGUGUGACGUUGUUAUUUUUGUGUGAAAAAGCCGCGAAUAUUUGGGACACCCUUAAUUUGCGCUUCAAACAUGGAGAAUUCUGCAUAUGUGCCAAAUUCUGCACAUCUCAACUCGCCAGCCUUGGUUGUAUUUUCGCAGGCUGGAGGCUUACAAGAUGCCCUAAGGAUACAAAGACCUUUUAACUCUCAGUUCACAAUGUCCGACGCAACGAAAAACCUCCACAGGCCCUUUGACGCGGCCAGCUUCGGCCUACGCCACAUGGAGGCCUACGGGGGCCUGCCGGCCCACAUCCUGAACCAUCUGCAGCCUCAAUUCCUGCACCCCGGCCUGUCCCUCGGCUCCAGCGCCUUCCGACCCCUUGGCGAUUUCAAGAACUUCCCCUCGCCGUCGGCCUUCGCGCCCCCAAAGUGUUUGAAAAUCGAGACUAGUAGUGAAAAUCAGAUCGGUCGCGGUAUAUUUUCACCUUCCGACGAGAGGUUUUUGGGGCCUAGCCCGAGGGCGGACUCAUGUUCGCCCGCCAGUGCCUCGAUGUCACCCCAGCCCCAGUCCCAGGUCAAGGAGGAGAGUAUGGACGCUCAUAUGUCGGAAGAUGGCGAAGGUCAUCGUGGAAAUGGCACGGACAAUGACUCCCCCGGUAUAUUGGAGGAUAACAGAGGAUUCCGAAUAGGUCACCUGUUUGGAGGAGGUUUUGGCGGCGGGGGAGGCGGGUAUGGUUUCUCGAUGCCAGGCCUCCCAUCAGCUGCACACGCACUAGCGAAGACAACUUUCCUCUUCGACCAUGACUUCUCGAAUAAGCAGAAAAAGCGAGAUCCCUCAAGUUGUCCAGUUUGCGGAUCUACCAUAGCGUCAGGAGAUAUGGAAUCACAUUUCAUGUACGAACUUGAAAGACUGUAUAAGCUGAGUGGUACUGGAAUAGCAGCAACUAGAAAAAGAAGGCCGGAAAGUGGAAGACCACCAGCACUGCCUGGUGACAGUGGACCGGAAGGUAGAUGGGAGACGUUUCAGCGUAUAAAAACCAACAGACAGGGAAGGCUCAGAUUGAAAAUAAGAAAGAGGAAAGCAGAUGAGAAUUGUUUGAUAUGCAUAGGCAGGUUACACAGUCCAGACAGAGUCAACAUACACCAACAGUGCGUGAAAAAGGUUACAACUGAGGACGAAGAAACGGUAGACGUUGAGGGAGAUUCAGAGUUAGAAGAGUGGGCAGAAGGUCAAAGGAGGCGUUCAAGUCCGAUGAUAACAGAACUGACGAGAACACCCUCAAGUACGGAAAAAAUGACGGAUGUAGAUAAUGAAGCCGAUGAUGUUAUUGUUGACGGGGAAGAAGAAUCUAUGUUUGGUCCUUCGCAAUAUUCGGAGUCUGACGUUGAACACUGUAAAAAUGAAGAUGAAGCUAAGGAACGCGAAGGUGUUCAAUCCCAGGUGGCGACGGUGAACUCAAGCGGGGAUGUUGAGAUCAAAAUCGAGAGUGCUGGUGGUCAACAAUGUGAUAGCAAUGUUAGUACGUCGGAUGCUGAACCCAGCAGUAGAGCACACAUGAUCGAAGAACUGAGGAAUCGAAUAAGGCAGUUAGAAGCUGAAAGUGGGGGCGAAACCACAACCACAAGUUGCGAACAAGAGGAUUAUAAGUGCUUAAUAUGUUUGGAGCAUUACAAAAAACCUGUUAUUUCCACGGUCUGCUGGCAUGUACACUGCGAAGAAUGCUGGUUACACACACUGGGAAGCAAGAAAGUUUGCCCACAAUGCAGUAUGAUAACGUCGGCAUCAGAUUUACGCCGUAUAUACAUGUAAUGUGAUUCUAUUAAUUUAUUAAUGUAAUAUAUAUUUCAUACUGUACUCAACUCACUAAUGAAAAUUGCUUAGCAAAUAUGUAUUCGACUUCGUUUGCUCAUUACUCAGAAAUGGCUAUGUGAUUUUCUAACUAGGUAAUCUGGUGAAAGCAUAAGAAACUGUGAUUAGAUAUUUCCAUUUUCGAUUCACUUCGAAUGAGAAAUUGUCACCAACAAUUUGUAAGAAGAAUGUGAUCGUUCAUUAACCGAAUUAAAAAAAUGGAAUUGGUGGGUGGAAAAAAACUGAUUGGUUGCAAGAACUAUUUAUGUAAUUUAGAUGAGAACUCGAUAUUUCUCCAGUUAGCGAGAUUAAGUUGUCGCCCCAUUGAUCAUCUUUACUUGUUUGUACGCCGCUCCUCAAAACUAAACUGUUAAAUUGAUUUCCUUCCAUAACCAGAAGGGAUAUUGAUAGAAUCCCCAUAUUCGAAAUUUUACGUUGAUGUUCCUGUUAUAAGUUUAUGUUGGAAAUUAGCAACUCGACGAUGGAAUAUAGCAACAUUUAUCCAUGAGUGCUGUUUAGAAUGCAAACAUAAUCAUCUAUUAGAGACAUCGAUCAAGAAAUUUGUUUAAUAAGCCAAAAAAUUCUUAAUUGUACCAGUAGAGUAAAGUAUAAGUGAUGCGAUCUAUUCUCCCUAAACUAUUGCAUUUAUAGGAUGUCAUAAUGUUAUUAUUGUAAUUUAUAUUUAAUAAGCUUCUGCGAAUUUCUGAACACUUAUCAUAUCAUGAAAAAAAAAAUUGGAGGUUACAUUCCCCACGUUGUUUUAAUUCGAUAUUGCAUCUCAGAAAUCCGCAUAAGCAUCGUCUAUGUUGAUCCUAAUUCAUUAUAUUGUUAUAUCGUAAAAAUUCUGUUAAUAUGUAUCAUAAAAUAUGUGUAUAUUGUAGAUAUUUAAUUCUCAAAUAAACCUGAACUGAAUGUC
Coccinella septempunctata (seven-spotted ladybird) is the source of this 2768-nucleotide messenger RNA. RefSeq names its product E3 ubiquitin-protein ligase RNF220-like. The transcript is spliced from 10 exons. Bases 95 to 1813 code for a protein of 572 amino acids. NCBI's taxonomy places the organism in Eukaryota, Metazoa, Arthropoda, Insecta, Coleoptera, Coccinellidae. The record is from RefSeq and is a predicted model, not a curated record. Gene Ontology annotation, molecular function: ubiquitin protein ligase activity; metal ion binding. Gene Ontology annotation, biological process: protein ubiquitination.